Molecule: messenger RNA, 2737 nt
Organism: Vigna angularis (adzuki bean)
Lineage: Eukaryota; Viridiplantae; Streptophyta; Magnoliopsida; Fabales; Fabaceae
Product: protein indeterminate-domain 5, chloroplastic
Exons: 3
Coding region: 730-2406 (558 amino acids)
Cellular component (GO): nucleus
Molecular function (GO): DNA-binding transcription factor activity
Source: RefSeq, a predicted model, not a curated record
AGGAGACUGUAAGGCCUAAGGGUCGGUGGCCCCAAACCAUCCUCUGCUAAGGGACACACUAGACUGUGCUGUGUAAGGGCUGCAUAAUAGGGACAUAAAUUACCCUCCAUUUUUCGUUUUGCUACUUCAUUACACUAAAUUAUUUCCCCUCACAGAAUGCACACUUAACAAGGAUAUCAGGAAAAUGUAUAAGCCAAACAAACGGACAAAAGAGAGAAAGAGAGAGAGAAAAAAAUGAGAUAUGGGUAUGCGUAUGGGGUGGACAAGUAUGCUUACUAUUAUUUAUGUAGAACGCAUCAAAUGAUUGAGAAAUAAGGGAAGAAGAAGAACAAGAAGAAGCGGCUAGUUACUCAAGAACCAAAAUUUUAUGCAUAACAAAACAAUAGCUAGCUAGCUAGAGAGAGAUAGAGUGAAAAAAGAGAGAGAUAUGAGUAGGUUUUCAGAGUGAUGUUGUUUUCUUCCUCUCUUCCUCUCAGAAUUCUUGCUGUCUCUUUUUGAUAAAAUUCUUCUUGGUGUUUUCUGGGUUUAAUCUGAAACCUUUUUCAACAGACAACAAAAAUCAAACAUACAUAUAUAGCCUCACUCAGGUCCUUGUUCUUUCUCCUUUUUUAUUUAUAUGUCUUUUGUUUCCCUUCUUCUUCUUCUAUUCUGCUUAUAUUAUUUCCAACAGACAAGUUUUUUACUUUUCUUUGAGAACUUCCAGAUUUGCUCUCAACUUUGGAAAACAACAUGGCUUCUGGUUCCUCAUCCACACCCUUUUUGGGAAUCAGACAAGAAAAUCAAACUCAGGUUUCACAACAGCACCAAUCCUCCACAGCUGCUUCCUCAUCUACUACUACUACUACUUCUACUACUACCACUCCAACCACAAUGCCUCAGAAGAAAAGAAGGAAUCAACCAGGAACACCAUAUCCAGAUGCUGAGGUGAUAGCACUGUCUCCGAAGACUCUAAUGGCAACAAACAGGUUUAUAUGCGAAGUGUGCAAUAAAGGGUUUCAAAGGGAGCAAAAUCUACAGCUUCACAGAAGAGGACACAAUCUGCCAUGGAAGCUGAAGCAGAAGAGUAACAAAGAGCCAAAGAGAAAGGUUUAUCUGUGUCCUGAGCCCACAUGUGUUCAUCAUGACCCUUCGAGGGCUCUUGGAGACCUCACUGGCAUUAAGAAACACUACUCUCGCAAACAUGGUGAGAAGAAAUGGAAGUGUGACAAAUGCUCCAAAAAAUAUGCUGUUCAAUCAGAUUGGAAGGCUCACUCCAAAACCUGUGGCACCAGAGAGUAUAGAUGUGACUGUGGCACCCUCUUCUCCAGGCGUGACAGUUUUAUCACUCAUAGGGCCUUUUGUGAUGCUUUAGCACAUGAGAAUGCAAGACACCCUUCAAACCUGAACCCUUUGGGAGCUCAUCAUCUGUAUGGCACAAACCACAUGAGCCUAGGCCUAGGGGCCCAACUGCAGAACCAAGCAGCUUCUGCUAACAGCUUAUUGAGCCUUGGAAGUGCACAAAAGUUUGAGCACUUAAUCUCUCCUAAUCUGCACCACUCCUCUUCAUUUGGAGUGCAGUCACCAUCCCAUUCAUCAUUCUUCAUGACUGACCCAAACCAAGCAUUUCAAGACCUUCAUCAGUCUCAGCAACAAGGACCCUUAUUCUCAACCAAGCAACUCCACGGUCUUAUGCAACUCCCUGAUCUUCAAGGAACCACCACCAACAACUCCACCUCUGCCUCAUCAUUAUCUGCUUCAGCUAACAACGCCAAUCUCGUCAACCUCAGCUUCUUUCCUAAUACCAAUACCCGUGGCAGCAUAAUCAACGACCAAUUCAGCAACAUAAGUGGAGGCAAUGACCAAGGAACAACAACACUCUAUAAUUCUAGUAGCCCUGUAAGUAACCAAGUUGGUUCAGGCUUGUCUUCAGUCUUUGGUAAUUCUUCUUUGCAACAAGAUAGCAUGUCCCCUCACAUGUCAGCCACUGCAUUGCUUCAGAAAGCAGCUCAAAUGGGUUCAACCACCACCACUAAUGGUCACUGCUCUCUUCUGAGAGGAACGGAAGAAUUAGGUAUAAGGUCAAGGAUGGAGAGUGAGCACAGUAACCAUCUGCGCGGAUUGAUGAACUCCUUUGCCAAUGGAAACGCUUCCAUGUUUGGCAACGUGAAAGGGAAUGAAAACAACCUUGGCCAGUUUCACAACGUUUCGGAGGAGCCUAAGAAGAUGUCACAAAACCUUGGUUUGUGCUUUGGAGGGUCUGAUAAGUUGACCUUGGACUUUUUGGGGGUUGGAGGAAUGGUCAGAAACAUGAACAGUGGUGGAUUUUCACAACGAGAGCAACAACACUCCAUGGGAACUAUGAGCCCCUUGGAUCCUAAAUUGGAAUCAGCACAAGCAAACCAACAUUUCGGAGCCUCGACACUCUAAAAAGUUGGUGAGAAAAACCUUCAAAGGGAUUAGUUUCUUCCCGUCAACAAGAAGUAUUCCGAAUGCACACUCAAAAAAAAAAACACAAUUUGUUAGGCAGAAAAAAUGUUUAUUGUUUUAGAUAUAUGUUGGAGUUCUUAAGUUUUCCCUUUUGAAGAAAGUUCCAGUGGCAAUUGCUAAGUUAGGGUUUCGUUUCUAAAGUAUGCUAUAUCCAUGUAUUUUUCUUGAAACAUAUGUGGGUCCCUUUUCCCCUUUCACUCACUUUCACUGUGGAAAUUUCAUUCUCUUUGACAGUGAUAGAUAUCUAAUAAAUUUACUGUUGCAUUGAAUU